This is a messenger RNA of Naegleria gruberi, 1644 nucleotides long. RefSeq lists its product as uncharacterized. Gene Ontology annotation, biological process: CAAX-box protein processing. Gene Ontology annotation, molecular function: metalloendopeptidase activity. The record is from RefSeq and is a predicted model, not a curated record. NCBI's taxonomy places the organism in Eukaryota, Heterolobosea, Eutetramitea, Acrasida, Naegleriidae. Gene Ontology annotation, cellular component: endoplasmic reticulum membrane. The transcript has 4 exons. The coding region runs from base 1 to 1644 and encodes 547 amino acids.
AUGAUCCAUACCUAUAUUGCAUAUUACAUUACAAUACUUGCAAAAAUUGUGCAUCAAGUACCUCUACCAUUUCUUACAAUUACUAUCCUUUCGAAUGCUGUUGCUUUUUUUAUUGAAUUAUAUUUGGAUUAUAGACAAAGUAAACUUUUGAAAACUUCAAACAUUCCCUCAAAAUUACAAAAAUACUUGGAUAAGGAUGAAUUUGAUGAUAUGAGAAAUUAUAGCAUUUUGAGAUUGGGAUUUUCAAGAUUGGAAAAUGCAUACGGGUUUAUAACUGAGGUUGUGAUAUUAUUAUCUGGGGUUCUAACAUGGAUUUUUGACUUAUCUUUGAAAAUUAAUAUUUUACUCUUUAGUUUAGGGGAAGAAUAUGCCAUUACAAGAGGUGUGACAUUCCUCUUCCUUGUUUCUUUACUGAGCACUUUGGUGAGAGCUCCAUUUGAGGUUUAUAGAAUUUUUGUGAUUGAUGGAAAAUUCUUUGAAACCAAGCAAGAAAGAAAAGAUCUUCAAAACUCUACACUAACCAAUGAAGAUGUUGCUAUAUUUUCACAUCAACAAUUAUUGGAAAGUAGUAGAUCCAAAUUAAUGCAAAUCAAUAAUGCAAAAAUGUUUUUUGGAGAUGAGCAAGGUGAUAAUUCUGUAAAAAGUGAUGAAGAAGAAACAACAUCCCAAUACAAUGAAAUAUCAAAUUUUAAAGAAGAUAUUACAAGUGAUAAUGAUAGUGAUGGAAGUGAGGGAGGAGUUCAGGAUAUAAUGACAGUUUUUCGUAAUUGGAUAAUGGAUCAAAUCAAAAUGGGAAUUAUUUCAGUAGUUAUAGGCACUCCACUUUUAUUCUUAAUUUUGUGGUUGCUUACAACUGGAAGUCCAAUUCACUGGGUUUAUAUGUGGGUUGGAAGUGUUGCCCUAGCUGUGGGUAUAUAUGAAUUAUAUCCAAUAAUAUUAGCUCCAAUGUUCAAUACUUUUUAUGAAAUGCCAGAAGGGCCUCUCAGAAAAAGUAUUGAAGAGUUGACAAUUAAAGUAGGAAUUCCAGUUAAAGAUAUUGUCUACGUAGAUGGAUCAAAAAGACAUGAGAAUGCAAAUGCAUUCAUGAUUGGAUCAGGAGAAAAUAAGAAAAUUGUUCUAUACGAUAAUUUGAUAAGUAAAGAUGGUUUGAAUUUGACAAAUGAUGAAAUACUUGCAAUAUUGGCACAUGAAAUUCACCACUAUAAGAUGAAUCACAGCAUCAAAAUAUUAACUUCACAAGUUUUUUCUUUAGGGAUAUUUUUAUUUAUCCUCUCAUUCACUAUCUACAAUGAAUAUUUUUACAAUAGUUUUGGAUUUACAGAAAUUGAUCCAAGUGUUGGAUUAUGCUUAUUCUCAUAUCUUUUUCAACCACUGGGAAAUUUUGCCAUGGUAAUUCUCAAUCAUAUUCAAAGAAAAUACGAAUAUUCCAGUGAUGAGUACAGCAUGAGUCUUGGAUAUAAUAUUGAGGAACCUCUCAUCAAAAUGCAUGUCAAUAAUGUUUAUAAUUUAAUUGUAGAUAGAUUAUACUCUAGCUAUUACAAUGCACAUCCUUCCUUAUUGGAAAGAGUUGAUAAUUUGAAAAAGUGGAUUGAAAGAAAUGCCCAACGACAACGUUUGAAUGAAAAGUUGAUAAAACAAGAAUAA